Gigantopelta aegis is the source of this 5236-nucleotide messenger RNA. RefSeq lists its product as uncharacterized. The record is from RefSeq and is a predicted model, not a curated record. Lineage: Eukaryota; Metazoa; Mollusca; Gastropoda; Neomphalida; Peltospiridae. Gene Ontology annotation, molecular function: protein binding. The coding region runs from base 150 to 1286 and encodes 378 amino acids. The transcript has 7 exons.
UCCUAUAAUAUGUUUCCCUUCAAAAUCGCAUUUAUCACUGUCAGUUCGAUAACGUUCGCUGGUGUGAUAUCGGACACCUGCACGUGACCUUCGUUGUUUACAGAGGGCGCUGGUUUUACCGGAAGUGGUUUGUUGAAUAGUAACCCAUCAUGGCGCACAGCCAUGACUGGAUUUUACAAUCAGCGAGUUUCUUCUGGAUUUUUUCCUUACUGCUCAGCGAAUCUCAGAGCAAAAGAACACAGACGUAUUUCAUGCAAAAUCCUGACUGUGCGGACAGCAAGUAUUUAGGAGGAGCGACAGUGUUCUCCCACAACCUGAAGCAAAACAUUACAUACAGUUCGCCCAUAGAGUGUUCCAUGACGUUCAGAGCUCAAAACAAAAACUGGAAACUUAUGUUGCGAAUGUUGGAAUUGGAUAUACCAGACAGAACACCUAAGGGGAUUUGUAAUGACGCACUUUAUUUCUUCGAUGGUGAGAGUCACCUUACACGAGCCAUGGAAGAAGCUGGUGGCAACGCUGGGCUCUGUGGAAAUAUUUUACCUCCAACAUUAUAUUCUACUGGAGAAUUUUUAACAGUGCAUUUUAGGACGGAUAAAGGAGGUCCGACAGGGAGGGGUUUUAAGUUCAUAAUAACAGCAUUUAGCGAAGAUUUUAAAAAAUUCAAGAAGUGUGGUUCGAGUUUUCAGUGUGAGAAUAAUUACUGCAUUGAUGAAGACUUGGUGUGUGACGACGUGGACCACUGCGGUGACUACUCGGAUGAAGCGACAGAUGGGCGGGCCAAAUGUCACCGUAAUAAAGAUGAAAAUGGUUUAAUCAGCCGCUUCCUGUCGCUGGGCGUAACAGCGUCGAUUGCUAUCACCGUGGGCAGCAUCAUCAUCUUCAUCGCCUGUGUCGUGGCCCUCGUCUUCUGCUGCCGCAAGUCAUUCUGCAAAAAGUCCCAAGACACGAGUGCUGUCACCACGACAACCACGACUGUCGUCACCAAUGGUGCUCCACCAUCAAAUUAUCAAGGCCAGCGUCCCGGCGGCCCAUUCAGCAACCACGCAUACAACCACCAGGGCUACUACCCGAUGCAGCCCGUGUACCCGACUCCCCACGGCUCCGUGUACUCUGCGUACAUCAAGGACCCGUUCACCCUCAACAACCAGUACUCUGCUCAGCAGUCCCAGCAGAGGUCCUACACCCCAACCAGCAGCAAGUCCGGCAAGUCGAACCGCUCAAACAACAGCACCAGCGUCACCUACAGCCAGGGAACAGAAAAAGUCUCAUUGCCAGUCAAUCUGUAGCAUUUGUAGUGGAGAAGAAGUGUAGCAGGGAUGGUGUGGUACUUGUACAUGGAAACACAUAUCGGGGUAUAUGUACAUACGACAUACAAUUUCAGAAACUAAAUUCAUGUAGUGUCCACCUGCAUGUAGAGUGAAGGUCGAGGAAGGGAUUGCAUUGUUAUGUACAUGGACACACAUAUCUGGUUAUAUGUACAUAUGGCAGACAAGUUUCCAUAAGAGAUUUUUAAAGUUUCAUCGACAGUCAAUCUGUAUUGGAGUAUGUGGCAGGGAUGGCGUUAUUAUGUACUUGGAAACACAUACUGGGUUAUAUGCAUAUGUAUACAUUUUCAGUCAAGCUGUAACAUCUGUAAUGGAAAAUGUGGAAUGAAUUGCAUUAUUAUAUAGCCGUACAUACACACAUACAUGUAUUGCAUAUGAACAUACCACAUACAUUUUCCAGAAAAAAGUUUCAUUGCCAGUCGAUCUGUAACAUCUGUGGUGUAGAAUUGUGGAAGGGGUGGUGUUAUCAUGUUCCCGAACAAACACAUUGCGUUAUAUGUACAUACUGCAUACUAUGUCGGAAAGAAAAGUCAUUGCUGGUCAAUCUAUCACAACGACAGUGGAGAAGGUGCAAGGGAUUGUGUUAUUAUGUACAUGAAUACAUUUAUGGCAUUACCCCAAACAGAUUCUUUGCAAGUGAAUUCGUGGCAUCAGUGGAAAAUUUGGAAAGAAUUGCAAUAUUAUGUACAUGAACAUACACAUUGCAUUAUAUGUACAUACUGCAUACGUUUUCAGAAAGAAAAUUCAUUGUAAGUCAAGCUUUAACAUCUAUAGUUAAAAAUGUGGAAGGAAUUGGGGUAUACAAACACACAUAUUGCACUAUAUGUACAUACUGCAUACGUUUUCAGAAAGAAAAUUCAUUGGAAGUCAAGCUUUAACAUCUAUAGUUAAAAAUGUGGAAGGAAUUGAGGUAUACAAACACACAUAUUGCACUAUAUGUACAUACUGCAUACGUUUUCAGAAAGAAAAUUCAUUGGAAGUCAAGCUUUAACAUCUAUAGUGAAAAACGUGGAAGGAAUUGGGUUAUUAUGUACAUGGACACACAUAUUGCAUUAUAUGUACAUACGGCAUACAGUUCCCCACCCCAGAAUUCAUGACAGGGAAGCUAGAGAUCUACAGAGCAUAGAAUAUGGAAGGAAUUGCAUUCUUUUGUACACAAACAUGUGUUAUAUGUACAUACAUGUACAUUUUCCAAAAAAUACAUACGGCAUACAGUUCCCCACCCCAAAAUUCAUGACAGAGAAGCUAGAGAUCUACAGAGCAUAGAAUAUGGAAGGAAUUGCAUUAUUUUGUACACAAACAUGCGUUAUAUGUACAUACAUGUACAUUUUCCUAAAAAUAAUUUCACUGACGGUGAAUCUGUAGUAUCGAUAGAGAAUUUGAAAGGAAUUGCAUUAUUAUGCACAUGAAAACACAUACUGCAUUAUUUGUACAUACAGCAGACCAAAUUUUCAUUGCCAGUGAAUCUGUAGCAUCAAUGGAAAAUUUGGAAGGAAUUGCAAUAUUAUGUAUGCAAAUACAUGUACAUUCAAACUGCAUACAUUAUUUUUCUAUUAGAGGUUAACAGUUUCAUUGCCAGUGAAUCUGUAGCAUCUAUAGUGGAGAAUUUGGAAGGAAUUGCAUUAUUAUUUAUGUGAAGAAACAUAUGUUGCAUUCUGGAGUUUAAUGCCACAUAGAAACACUGGUUCUACAACUGUUCCUUGAUGAAAAGCCCACAAUAACCUCUUACCUUCAAGAACUUGUAAAAUUGUCCAGCAUUUUUGUAUAAAAAUCAUUUUCAUCUGUGACCGAAGAACAUGUAUGCUGUACUGUGAAAAAAAGAUGAUGGCAUUGCCUUUGAAUUUAACACUGUUGGAUGAGCCCAAAUAAUUAAAUGUACACGCCUCUGAGAAUUAAAAAAAACGCAUAACCUAUUUAUGGGUCAUGCCAAAACAAGUUUUAGUUAACCCAUUUCAUUUUGCAUAACCCACUGGGACAAUUCAAAUCAUGUCCUAAAUUUAAUAUGCAAAUAAACAAAACAGGGCUUCAUAAAACUAGACUUGUAUGAGUUAUACCAAAAAGAAAACAAUUUUUAUAAUUUUCAGAGAUCUGAUAUACACAUUAUUAAGAAAGGAUCAAAUGCUUUCAUUGCCUAGAUGAUUUGACAUCCAAUAGCUGAUAAUUAAUUAAUCAAUGUGCUCUAGUGGUGUCAUUCUAUGGGGAAAAGGAGUCAUUUCAUUUGUUCAUUGAGAAAAAUAAUUGAAUUCUGUGGUAAAUAAAAUCACCACUGUCUAAGCUUGACAUAAAAGCAAAUAUACAUGUAUGCACAGAGCUGUUUACACAUGGAGCUACGCACAGCUGUACAUACAGAGCUACACACAGCUGUACAUGCAGAGCUACACAGCUCUACAUACAGAACUACACACAGCUGUACAUACAGAGCUACACACAGCUCUACAUACAGAGCUACAUGCACAACUACGCAAAGAUGUUGUACAACAGAGCUAUAAUUUAAGCUACAGAGUUGAAAAACAGCUGUGCAGAGCUGUACAUACAAAGCUACACAAACCUGUAUGUAAAAAGCUACAUGUAUGCCGAGCUGUAGCAUAGAACAACACAUGGCUUAACAACACAAAGCUAUACAGUUCUACCAGAGAUACAGAGCUACUCGGAGAAAUAUACACAGAGCUACAUAUGGAACUAUAUUCAUUGACAGUGGCAGUAUUCAGAUAUUCAAAUAUCCAUCCGAGGUUCUGACAAAUUCUACGCAAUAAGAAGUGCAUGAAUGUCAAUCAAGACGAUUUUGUGGGUUUUUUGUAAAAAUUAAAAGUGCUUGCAGAAAAGAUUGCAAAAUGAAAUGUCAAAGAUGCAGUGAAUGCAUAUAAUAGAAGGAAGAGGAAGUCUGUGGUGGUGAUAUAAAAAAAACCUGUUACUAUAAAAACCUGUAUGAUGACGGUUAUUGCGUCAGUGCUGAAGCAGUUUAAUGCUAUAUUGCCAAACUGAAAAUGGUAAUGGUGAAGUUUUACAAGAAUCGGGUUGUUUUUGUCUUUUAAUUUUGAGAAAAAAAUACAGUGAUGUCGAUUUUUGUUUGUUUUUAAGUGUCAGUGAAUUUAUCAGAGUAGAAAGCGUUGUGUGCUAAUAACUGUAGUGAAAAAUUAUUGAUGUCAGAAUGACGUACAAAUCUGAUAAAUUCUGUUAUCACAUGACAGAAAGAGUACAAAUUGGAGAUGUAAAUAUUUAGGGUCAAAAAAGAAAUAAUUGAGUUACGAAAUGACAGUUGUUACAGUUAAAGGACAGUUGCAUGUCACUGAUGUUUUAUUCUCUUAUUCUGCCAGAGAAAAAACAUUUGUGGAUAAAAUCAUUGAGAGUACAACAUUCAAGAACAGAACAUUUGUGGGUAAAACAUUAAAGAAUAGAACAUUUGAGAAUAGAACAUUUGUGGGUAAAACAUUCAAGAACAGAACAUUUGAGAGUAAAACAUUUGUGGGUAAAACAUUCAAGAACAGAACAUUUGAGAGUAGAACAGUUGUGGAUAAAACAUUCAAGAACAGAACAUUUGUGGGUAAAACAUUCAAGAACAGAACAUUUGUGAGUAGAACAUUUGUGGGUAAAACAUUCAAGAACAGAACAUUUGAGUGUACAACAUUCAAGAUUAAAACAUCUGAGAAUAAAAUAUCAAGAUACAACAUUAAAGAGUGAAAUGUUUGAAAGAAAAACAGUCCAGCAUUAAAGAGUAAAACAUGUGAGAGAAAACAUUCAAGAGUAGAACAUUUAAGAAUGUCUGUAUCUUGAAGGAGGAAAGCUUAUCAUUCAUAAAUAAGUGCUUCAUGUUAUUGACAUGUAAAAAAUAUUUAAUAAUGUUGAAAAAUGUUCAUUGUUAUAAUUGAUUUCUAGCAGAUGUAUUGCCAUGAUUAAAUUUUUUUUUAUUGGAA